Molecule: messenger RNA, 1589 nt
Organism: Xiphophorus hellerii (green swordtail)
Lineage: Eukaryota; Metazoa; Chordata; Actinopteri; Cyprinodontiformes; Poeciliidae
Product: hepatocyte cell adhesion molecule-like
Exons: 7
Coding region: 93-1187 (364 amino acids)
Source: RefSeq, a predicted model, not a curated record
GCCGGCCUGAAUGAGUGACUGUGUCCUCCGUCCUGCCCAGAGCCAUAAAUCAUGCUGACAGUCUGUGAGAAAAACAAAGCUUCUUCCUCAAGAUGCAGACAGAGAAGGACGCUCCUUCCAACGGAAAAAAGAUCUACCACAUUUUUUCACUCGUCGUCUUUGGCUUCUUAAACUCAGGUGAGGUGGGAGCCGUGAACAUGACCAUCCCUAACGCUCUGAUCAGAGGAGCGGUCGGGGGGGAGGCCCUCCUGUCGGUCCGCUACAGCAGCUUCAGCCUCGACCUGCCGGUUAUCAAGUGGCAGCUCCAGAGGGAGAAGGCGGUCACCGUGGUCCAGUCCAUCGGAACCGACAUCAUUGGGACCCUGAGGCCUGAGUAUCAAGACCGGAUUCUGGUGUUUGAGAACGGGACCCUGCUUCUCCACAACCUCAGACUGUCUGAUGACGGGACUUACGACGUGGAGAUCUCCAUCACAGACGACAUCUUUACUGGAGAGGGAAGCAUCACACUCACUGUGGACGAGCCUAUAUCCAGGCCAUACAUCCACAUGGAGGCCUCAUCCGUCCUGGAGCUCAGCGAAAACUUUGUCCUUAACUGUUCUCAUGACAACGGGACCAGAACCACAUACAAGUGGUUUAAAGGUGGGAAACCCCUGGCCAAUGAAACACGGUUCGUGCUGUCACCUGAUCAGAAGUGCCUGACCAUCAGUCGAGUGUUGAUGACUGAUGAGGAUAUCUACAGCUGCGCCGUGGAGAACCCACUGGGCAACAUGACCAGCCUGCCAAUCAGACUGGCCGUGUACAGAAGAAGCUCAGUCUACAUCAUGCUUUCCACAGGAGGAAUCUUCAUCCUCAUCACCCUGGUGACAGUGUGUGCUUGCUGGACUCCUUCUAAAAAGUCAAGACAGGAAACUAGAAAGUCCAGGAUGUAUGGUCAUUCUCGUCAUACACAGCUUAAACAGAAAGAUGAUGUGCUUCCCAAAACGAGGGAACAUAAUGGGAUAAAAGCAGUAACUUCCCUUUACGUCCUCCAACAAAAGGAACCCUCAGUGGACGACUCGUCCAGCAACAGCAUUGGGUCUCCUUCUGAACUGGACAGCCCUCCAUCCUACACAACUUUCCCCAACUACACAAACUCCCUUGUGCGGUCAGGUGGAACUCAAGCCGGCUCCUUCCCAAAGUGUGUCUGAAACUUCAUAAACUGUUCAUCAUAUCAGAUGAAGGAGCAGGUCAUUUGGUGCCUGCCUUCAUGCAAAACUUUAACUUUGAGUUUUUGUGAACUCAAUUUAAAAAAUGUGAGCAUUUUUUUUUUUUUAAAGAUCUGUUACUCAGCAUCUUGCAAAAGUAUUUGCACUGGUGGAGAUUUUUUUUUUACAUUUUGCAAUGUCGCAGUUAGAAACUUUAGGGUGUUUUAUUGAGAUUUUAUGUAACAGACCAACACAAAGACCAGUGGUGUCCAAACUUUUCGCUGAGGCGGCCAAAGCUCGCAAAUUUCAAUAAAUAAAGAGUGCCAAAAUGUGUUUAUUGUUAUGUGUUUAGAUUGACCUGCUCAAUAAUGAACAAAAUACUUAUGAAAUCUGUAUAUCAUUAAA